CCUGUUCGCGAGUCCGCCCCCGCCAGAGGGGCUCGGCUCCGGGAUCCAAGAUGGAGUCGUUGAGUCGAGCUGGGCAAGAGAUGAGUCUGGCGGCCUUGAAACAACACGACCCCUAUAUCACCAGCAUCGCAGACCUCACGGGCCAGGUCGCUCUGUACACUUUCUGCCCCAAAGCCAACCAGUGGGAGAAGACUGAUAUAGAAGGGACCCUAUUUGUAUAUCGCAGGUCAGCUUCGCCUUACCAUGGUUUUACCAUUGUCAACCGACUAAACAUGCAUAAUCUGGUUGAACCAGUGAAUAAAGAUUUGGAAUUUCAGCUCCAUGAACCAUUUCUUCUGUAUAGAAAUGCAAGCUUGUCAAUAUACAGUAUCUGGUUUUAUGACAAGAAUGACUGUCACCGCAUAGCAAAACUCAUGGCUGAUGUGGUAGAAGAGGAGACACGGCGAUCCCAGCAGGCUGCUCGAGAGAAACAGAGUCCCAGCCAGGCCAAUGGCUGCAGCGACCAGAGGCCCAUCGACAUCCUGGAGAUGCUGAGCAGAGCCAAGGAUGAGUAUGAGAGGAAUCAGAUGGGCGGCUCAAAUAUCUCCAGCCCUGGGUUACAGCCAAGCACUCAGCUCUCCAAUCUGGGAAGCACCGAGACUCUAGAAGAGACACCCUCUGGGUUACAAGAUAAGUCUGCUCCAUCUGGUCACAAGCACCUGACAGUAGAAGAGUUGUUUGGAACCUCUUUGCCAAAGGAACAGCCAACAGUUAUGGCUGUGGAGUCAGAAGAUGUAGAGAAGCUGUCGGGAGAUGCAUUGCAAAAAGAGCCCAGCUCGUUCCGCCCAUUUCCCUUUGAGCAGUCAGGGGGAGCUCCUCAGUCUGGAAGCCUGGGUGUCCACUCCACCGCUCACCAUGCAGUCCAGUCUGAAGUGCCCACCCCGGUGCUAAUUACUCCUGCCUCCAUUGCACAGUCGGGUGAAAAGCCUGCCCCGAGCUACACAGUCCCCCUGACCCCCGUCCUCAGUCCCACCCUGCCCGCCGAAGCUCCUCCCACACAAGUCCCCCACUCACCUCGAAAUAGCACCAUGAUGCAAGCAGUAAAGACCACACCUAGACAGAAAUCUCCACUCCUGAACCAGCCAGUCCCUGAGCUAAGCCACAGCAGUCUGAUUGCUAGCCAGAGCCCCUUCAGAGCCCCAGUGAGCCUGGGGAACCCAGCUGGCACAGCCCUCCCAAGCAUUGAUCUGCUCCAGAAACUCAGGUUGACCACACAGCAUGACCAAAUACAGGCACAGCCGCUUGGAAAAGGUGCAGUGGCACCCAACUUCUCUUCGGCAGCUGGCCAACUGGCCACUCCUGAGAGCUUCAUAGAGCCUCCCUCUAAGACAACAGCAGUAAGAGCAGCAGUCUCAGCCUCCCUGAGCAACAUGGUGCUUGCUCCAACCCUCCAGUCUAUGCAGCAAAGCCAGGAUCCUGAAGUAUUUGCCCAGCCUAAGGUGUUACCCAGUGCCAUCCCGAUUGCAGGCCCUCCAUUGGUUACUGCAACAACCACAGCAGUUUCUUCAGUCCUGCUGUCCCCCAGUGUGUUCCAGCAAACAGGUCCCAGGUCCACAGACCUAGAGAGGAAAGCAAGCUCCCCCUCUCCCCUCACUGUUGGAACACCGGAGAAUCAGAAAAAGCCUUCCAUUAUUCUCAGCAAGUCUCAGCUCCAGGACACACUGAUACAUCUAAUAAAGAACGACUCCAGCUUCCUCAGUACGCUUCACGAAGUUUACUUGCAGGUUCUGACCAAGAACAAAGACAACCACAACCUAUGACUGGAGUGAAGUCCACGUGAAGGUAGAGAGAGUGUCCACCUCAGAAACAAGCGGGCUUCAUCAUGGACCAUCUGGUAGCACAUGGAGCUUUGAGAAGCCUGGGUUUGAGCCUGAGAGAGCCUUGUUCCUUAAGGAUGUUUUCUAGAGACAUUGUCAGUGAUGAUGGAGGUUUCACUGUGAAGCAUCACCAGCAGACUUUGUUUGACAAAAACAACAAAAACGACCAUUGUGUUGAGUUAUGUGGGUGUUUUCAUCAGCUGUUGGCAAGUGUGUGGAAUGAGGAGCCUGAUUGUCAGCUUGCUUUCCAGGCCUGGGGAGGAGCCACCAGCCUUGCAGCAGAGCUCAGUGGAGCCCACGCCCUCCCUCCUCUUCUGCCCCUAGAAGCUCUGAACUGAAUGUCCGCUCCACAGAGUAGCUUCAAGUUUUAAGGAUCAGAAUUUUAAGUUGAUUCUUUGGAAGGUAUUUGUUCAAGUGAAGUAUAUUUUCUAUGAGCACCCCGCUUGGGCCUUAAAACUUCUGGGAUUUCUUUGUGUUUCAGUAAGUGUCCCUGGUCCUGCCAUGUGCAAACUCCAGUGAAGCACGGCUGUUUGGAUAGGGCCUGACUGGGCUCCGGGGGAGGAGGCUUCACCCCUUUGAAGCAGAGGCUGGGGCCACACAGAUCCAGAUCCGACCAGAAGGCUCCACUUUGGUGAACCUCAGUGGCCUAAGUGUCAAGUUUGUGUGUGAAGCACAGCCUUAUUUCCUUUUCUGUCUAAACACAGUUCAAGUUCUUGUUGAUUGUUUUCCUUAACACUUUGGCAAAAGGACCAGUGGACCAAUCUGACAAAGCCAUUCUGGUUCCAUUCCUCAGAUGUGCUGAGAGCAGUUUUAAAGCUAUGCAGAAAAGGGAGCUGUACUCACACUGCCCUUCCUUGUAGAGUAUGGAGUCAAGCAGGUGGGAGCCGCAGAACCUCACAGUAUACUCCUAGGCUGCGAGCUCAUCCAGCUGCGGUGUGGAACUGUGUCGAUGCUUUGUGAUGCUGCUAUUGAUCUGCCAUGGCUUCUAUUUAUUCUUUUAUGGCAUGUAAUGGUGUUUAGUAAUAUUUUAAUGUAGAACUUGAUUAUUUCAGCAAUAGUAAUUUUGAGAUAUUCUUUGACUGAAAAGUGUCUUCGUUUCUAUGAUACAGGUCAUUUUGUAGUAUUUAACCAACUAAGAUGCACUGCUUCCUUUCUGAGCACUAUUUAACGGUGGGUAAAAACCCAGUUGGCUCAACCAGCUCGCGGAAGGAUUCGCUGUGAAUAAUGCUGGCCAAUGCAACAGUUCACUGAACAGUUGCUUAAGCUUUAACAGGAACCCAAUCAAAGGCUCAUCGAUUUCUUUCUAGCUGAAAUUUUAGAAAAUUACUUAUUAAUUACUUAUUUUACUUUGGUCUUAGUUUUUUAGCCUAAAGAAUACUUGGAUUGGCGCGAGCUGAUCUCAACAUGCUUCCUGGACAAUAUUUCUGCUUCUCCAUUGACUGUCUUCUCUGGUUGUCUACCCAGUUAUGUGUGAAGUGUGCAGAAUUCAGGGAAGCUCAGACUUUUUCAUACUCGAUUAGGGAUAGUUUCAUGAUAGUGUGUAAGUUUAGCAACCAAAAAUUAAUUGUCCAUGCGUCAUCUAAGAAAGAUAAAGUUGUAGUGAGAUGAUGGCUGUUGCUGACAGCAAGAGGUGGUGGUCAAGGAGCCCCAGGGCUGUUCUCAUAAAGUGAAUACACCUGUAGGUUUGAUCACUCCCUGGUGUGGUCUCGGUAGACAUCAGUAAACAGAUAAUUCAAAGCAUUCUUCUUCCAGUGGGUGUUUGAAUUUCACUCAUGCUUUUGAGUGUGUGUAAUAUUAAGAGAUGGUGAAGAAUGGGUACCCUAACAAGCAUCUGCAAUCAGAUCUGUUACUUUUUCACCCUUGAAUCCCAGGAGUGACCAUGAAAAACAGAAGGAAGGCUUCCUUGGUGUAGAUAGGAACUUCUAAGUGCCGAAGUGAUGGAGACUUGAAAAGGGUAAACCUGUUUCAACUCCCAAAUUUAUAUACUCCAAGCAUUUCCUUGAAACUCAGAAGUCAGAAGUUCCAGAUCAUGACUGCUAGGGAGCCAGGACAGAGUGAGUCCCCAGAGAGCCGGGCCAAGCUGAAUAGUUGCAGUUGGGUGAGCCUGGCCUACAAGUGAGCUCUGUUGCCUUACUCCUCAUCUGGGCACACUAUCCAGAACCUCUGCCAGCUAGCGUAGCUUGCAUGUUUACAGUGUCUUUGCAGGAACCUUAGUUGAACUGAAAAGGACAUUGGAGAAGCUUCUUCCUUGGUUGGCAGAGCCCAGAAGACCACAUUUUUAGGCCACUCUGUCUGUCCAUCUGUGUACACACCCAACCCUGUCACCCCGGGGCCAAAGGGCCUGGGAAGUGCUGCAUGUUUGGGGUGUCACCAGUGAGAGACACUGCUGUUUUUUGUUGUAGUUAAUGUUAUGUCUUUGAAUGGGUGCACACCCCAGGCUGACCCGCCCAGUCCCUCUCAGGCUGCCUUCUUCCCGGUUGUAUACGUCUCCCGGGCCCUGCUUCAGUCCUGAAUGUCAAGUGACCAUCAGUACUCCUGGUAUUCCCUGUGAUCUCCAUACGGUCUCUCCACAGCUAUCUUGGACAGUGGCCUUUCAUUCCAAACCCACAUUAAGGCCUUGGUCCAGGCUUGACUUAGAUACCAAUGACCAGAUUUUGCAUGUGUGAGCAUUGGUUCUGUGUGUGGCCUGAAUCUUAUGGGAAUUAUAAAUGCCAUUGAAUUCACUAGUAAGUACUCUUUUUAAACCAUGCAGCUUUAUUGCUCUCUUCCCCCCCCAAAGAAUGUCGGCUGAAAUCAUCUCAUUUUGGUAGUAGAGGCCGUAACUGCCAUUGUAAUAGUAAUAAUGCAACAUGAGACUGAAGGUGCCUAGUUGCUCAUAGCAGAGCCAGCGUCCCCCUGUAACUCAGAGGGAAGAGAAGGGCCGGGAACUGAGGGCUCAUGGCCCAAGUGCACUGUCCUUGCGGCACACCUACCAUGGACCGUGUCUUUGUCCUUGCGCCUUUGGCUUUCUUCCCUUGUGUUCAGAGUGGAUAUAUUCUGGAACCAGCAGUGCCCAGUUUUCAAGAACGCGCAAUGCUGGGGUCUCGGCAGAGCACCGUGGAGCAGACUGUAAAGCCCGCUCACCAGAGCAUCUCCGUGAGCUCCGGGGCCUCCAGGAUCCUCCAGGGUUUUGGUUUGGGGUUGUUUUGUUUCGUUUUUGUUUUUUCUUCAAGUUUCAGCAGGAGAGACGUGCAAUGUUUCACUCAGAUUCAGAUUUGACAUUCUUUAAAACGCUGCAAUGCAAUAUCGAUCACUUUGAAGUGGGAAAAAUGCAAAGUUGUGUUUCCUUUUUCUCCGUGAGUCCUUAAGAAACGUGUUGUUGGUGUGCGUGCUGUGAGUGGUCUUUCUCUUCCUGCUUUGGCCAUGUGGCUCUCAUGACUUCAUUGUACCCGGUGCUCGGCUCUUCCGUGGAGACGAGAAGCCCUGCGCCACCGUGAAGCUUUUGUUCCAUGAGCGCAAUGCCACCUCAUUAACCUUUUUAGUGGUGUGGAUUUUAUACCAUCUGUGUAUGUUUGCAAAUAUUAAGUUAUUACAUGUUUUAAAAUGAGCAUUUUUCAUCCUAAAUUUUAUAUGUUUGCAAAUAUAUUUUUUUAAUAAAAUUUCAAAACCAAGUUUU
This is a messenger RNA of Psammomys obesus (fat sand rat), 5511 nucleotides long. RefSeq names its product decapping mRNA 1A (gene Dcp1a). Gene Ontology annotation, cellular component: P-body. Gene Ontology annotation, biological process: deadenylation-dependent decapping of nuclear-transcribed mRNA; positive regulation of catalytic activity; deadenylation-independent decapping of nuclear-transcribed mRNA. Bases 51 to 1799 code for a protein of 582 amino acids. Lineage: Eukaryota; Metazoa; Chordata; Mammalia; Rodentia; Muridae. Gene Ontology annotation, molecular function: mRNA binding; enzyme activator activity. The record is from RefSeq and is a predicted model, not a curated record. The transcript is spliced from 10 exons.